CUUCCUUGCGUACGCGACCGGCAAGCUGCGACAGAAAGAGGACGGAGUUUGGGCUCGGACUACAACUCCCAGUAGGCCCCGCAACGCCCGUCCUUUCCUUUCCGAACGCGGUGGAAAAAGGACAGGGCGAAUGGAGGCUUUUGAGUGCCCGUUUCUCAAAAGGCGGGAAAGGCGAACUACACCUCCCGACGAGCCGCGCGCGCUUGCGCCUGCGCUCUGGUAUCUGUCGCCAUCUUGCCCCUUCUGAGGCACCGCAAACAAACCUAAUUCCUGGUGUCCCCUAGUCUUGGCGGAGGAGCCUUUUAGAUGAGCCCCGAAAGGCCGGGCAGGGAGGACAAGCUCUUUGGGGCUACCAAACAGAAGCAGCAAUGCCUGUUGUGUGGCCAACCCUUCUGGAUCUCAGCAGGGAUGAAUGCAAACGAAUUCUUCGAAAAUUGGAAUUGGAGGCAUAUGCUGGAGUUAUCAGUGCACUUCGUGCACAGGGCGAUCUCACCAAGGAAAAGAAAGAUCUUCUUGGAGAACUCUCAAAAGUCCUUAGCAUCUCAACAGAACGCCACCGUGCUGAAGUUCGGAGAGCAGUAAACGAUGAACGGUUAACAACAAUUGCACAUAAAAUGAAUUUAUCCUUAUAUUUGGGUGAAAGACCAAGUUACAGUAUGUCUGGACCUAAUAGCUCUUCAGAAUGGUCCAUUGAAGGGCGUCGAUUGGUACCACUGAUGCCCCGGCUGGUUCCCCAGACUGCCUUCACCGUAACAGCAAAUGCUGUGGCCAACGCAGCUGUCCAGCACAAUGCAUCCCUUCCCGUGCCUGCAGAGACAGCAAGCAAAGAAGGUGUCAGCUGUUCAGAUGAAGAUGAAAAACCCAGAAAACGCAGGCGAACAAACUCUUCGAGUUCUUCUCCUGUGGUCCUGAAAGAAGUUCCAAAGGCCGUUGUUCCAGUCUCAAAGACCAUCACUGUGCCUGUGAGUGGCAGUCCCAAGAUGAGCAACAUCAUGCAGAGCAUUGCCAACUCCUUACCACCCCACAUGUCACCUGUGAAAAUAACUUUCACCAAACCGUCGACACAGACGACAAACACAACACAGAAGGUUAUUAUAGUGACCACAUCACCAAGUUCAACCUUCGUGCCCAACAUUCUCUCCAAAUCCCAUAACUAUGCAGCAGUCACUAAGCUUGUACCAACAUCGGUCAUUGCUUCCACAACUCAGAAGCCACCUGUUGUUAUAACUGCACCACAGUCCUCUCUGGUCAGCAGCAGCAGCAGUAGCAGUGGCAACAGCAGUUCUACGCCAUCACCUAUUUCUAGUACAGUAGCAGUAACAGCCGUGGUGUCUUCCACACCAUCCGUGGUCAUGUCAACAGUAGCACAAGGUGUAUCCACAUCAGCAAUCAAAAUGGCAUCCACAAGACUUCCUUCCCCCAAAAGCUUAGUGAGUGCCCCUACCCAGAUUCUUGCACAGUUUCCUAAACAGCAUCAGCAGUCUCCUAAGCAGCAGUUACACCAAGUGCAACAGCAGACACAACAGCCAGUGGCCCAGCCUUCCGCAGUGUCUCAGCAGCAGCCCCAGCAGUCACCAUUGCCACCUGGUAUCAAACCUACCAUCCAGAUCAAACAGGAGUCAGGUGUUAAAAUCAUCACACAGCAGGUUCAACCAAGUAAAAUCUUACCCAAACCAGUGACUGCAACUCUACCCACCAGUAGCAAUUCCCCUAUUAUGGUGGUUAGCAGUAAUGGUGCAAUUAUGACAACUAAACUGGUAACUACUCCUACCGGUACUCAGGCCACCUACACCCGGCCAGCAGUGAGCCCGUCCUUAGGUCGAGUAGCCACAAGCCCUGGAGCUGCAGCCUAUGUGAAAACGACCAGUGGUAGCAUCAUUACUGUAGUACCCAAAUCAUUAGCUACCUUGGGAGGCAAGAUAAUUAGCAGUAAUAUGGUGUCUGGAACGACUACCAAAAUCACCACAAUCCCAAUGACUUCCAAGCCCAAUGUGAUUGUUGUACAAAAGACUACAGGAAAAGGAACGACCAUUCAAGGCCUCCCUGGCAAAAACGUUGUCACUACAUUGCUAAAUGCUGGAGGAGAAAAGACUCUUCAGACAGUGCCAACUGGAGCAAAGCCAGCAAUCAUUACUGCUACAAGACCCAUCACCAAAAUGAUUGUAACACAGCCCAAAGGAAUAGGUUCCACAGUCCAGCCGGCAGCUAAAAUCAUCCCAACAAAAAUUGUCUAUGGACAACAAGGGAAAACACAGGUUCUCAUUAAACCCAAACCAGUGACAUUUCAAGCUACAGUUGUUAGUGAACAAACAAGGCAACUGGUAACAGAAACAUUACAGCAAGCAUCUAGGGUAGCAGAGGCCGGUAAUUCAUCUGCUCAGGAAGGAAAAGAAGAAUCACAGGGUUACACAGAUAGUAGUUCCUCUUCCACGGAGUCCUCCCAGAGUUCCCAAGAUUCCCAGCCUGUAGUUCAUGUAAUUGCUUCCCGGCGUCAGGAUUGGUCAGAACAUGAGAUUGCAAUGGAGACUAGCCCCACCAUAAUAUAUCAGGAUGUAUCCAGUGAAUCACAAUCAGCUACAUCAACAAUCAAAGCUCUGUUAGAACUCCAACAGACAACAGUAAAGGAAAAAUUGGAAUCUAAACCAAGACAACCCACUAUUGACUUGAGUCAAAUGGCAGUACCUAUUCAGAUGACCCAGGAAAAGAGACAUUCUCCUGAGAGUCCAUCCAUUGCUGUGGUAGAGUCAGAACUAGUUGCUGAAUACAUCACUACUGAACGCACUGAUGAGGGGACAGAGGUUGCUUUUCCCCUUCUAGUCAGCCAUCGCUCCCAGCCCCAACAGCCUUCCCAGCCCCAGCGGACCCUGCUCCAACAUGUGGCUCAGUCACAGACUGCGACACAGACUUCAGUGGUGGUAAAGUCCAUCCCAGCGUCUUCCCCUGGAGCAAUCACCCACAUUAUGCAACAGGCAUUAAGCAGUCAUACUGCUUUUACCAAACACAGUGAGGAACUUGGAACUGAGGAAGGUGAGGUUGAAGAGAUGGACACAUUGGAUCCUCAGACAGGUCUGUUUUACCGGUCUGCCCUGACUCAGUCACAGUCAACUAAGCAGCAGAAACUUAGCCAGCCCCAGCUGGAACAGACUCAGCUGCAAGUGAAAACUCUGCAGUGCUUUCAGACCAGACAGAAGCAGACCAUCCACCUGCAGGCAGACCAACUCCAGCAGCACAAACUCACACAGAUGCCCCAGCUCUCCAUCAGGCAUCAGAAACUGACUCCUCUCCAGCAGGAACAAGCACAGCCCAAGCCAGAUGCACAGCACACACAGCAUCCCGUGGUGGCCAAAGACAGGCAGCUUCCUACCCUAAUGGCACAGCCCCCGCAAACUGUGGUACAGGUGCUCGCUGUGAAAACCACGCAGCAGCUUCCUAAACUGCAGCAAGCUCCAAACCAACCAAAAAUCUACGUGCAACCCCAAACUCCCCAGAGCCAAAUGGCUCUCCCCACUUCAUCAGACAAACAGCCGGCAAGCCAGGUGGAGCAGCCAAUUAUAACCCAAGGAUCCUCUGUUACAAAGAUAACAUUUGAGGGGCGCCAGCCUCCCACAGUUACAAAGAUAACUGGUGGCAGUUCUGUUCCUAAGCUGACGUCACCAGUUACAAGCAUAUCUCCCAUUCAGGCCUCUGAGAAGACAGCAGUGUCAGACAUUUUGCAGAUGUCUUUGAUGGAAGCUCAGAUUGAUACAAAUGUAGAACAUAUGGUAGUGGAUCCCCCAAAGAAGGCUCUAGCCACCAGUGUGCUCACCGGUGAGGCAGGAGCUUUACCCUCCACCCACGUGGUGGUGGCAGGGAUGGCGAAAUGUAGAGAGUCCUGUUCAAGUCCAUCUGCUGUUGGCCCUCCCCUAACGACCAGAAAGAUCGAAGCAGCAGGAGUGCCUGCGGCAGGCCAGUUCAUGCGUAUUCAGAAUGUAGGCCAAAAGAAAGCUGAAGAGAGCUCAACAGAAAUUAUCAUCCAGGCCAUUCCCCAGUACGCUAUUCCUUGUCACUCCAGCUCCAACGUGGUAGUAGAGCCCAGUGGGCUUCUUGAACUGAACAACUUCACCAGUCAGCAGCUGGAUGACGAUGAGACAGCGAUGGAGCAGGAUGUAGACAGUAGCACGGAGGAUGGAACUGAGCCCAGCCCCUCUCAGAGCUCUGCUGAACGGUCCUAGUGUUCAGACACCAGAGUGCACUUUAAAGCCUGCUUGGUUAUCAAGUGUCCAGGGAAACCUAUGAUUUGUUGUCUAAAAAAAGCACUUUGCUCAUAUUUAGGCUAUGGACCUAGAAACACGGUGUUUCAAUGAGAUGUUGCUGCAGGAGUAGCAUUUUAACAAGAUAAAACUCACAGAGGAAUGUACUUUAAAAAAUGGAGAGGAAAAAGAAAGAAAGCAAGAAAGCAAGCAGAGGAAAAGAUGCACACCCGUGGAGACCUGGCAGCUUGCUGGAGCUGGGCAGUGCCAAGUUUGUCUAGCAGUGGAAAGAGACUUUCCUGUGAGUGGUUCUCAGCUGCUUUUCACUGCGCAAAUGCCACCAGAGAAUAUUAAAAGGAAAAGAAAGGAGAAUGUGAA
Molecule: messenger RNA, 4607 nt
Organism: Peromyscus eremicus (cactus mouse)
Lineage: Eukaryota; Metazoa; Chordata; Mammalia; Rodentia; Cricetidae
Gene: Emsy
Product: EMSY transcriptional repressor, BRCA2 interacting
Exons: 21
Coding region: 369-4211 (1280 amino acids)
Biological process (GO): regulation of DNA-templated transcription
Cellular component (GO): nucleoplasm
Source: RefSeq, a predicted model, not a curated record